CUGUCGAUUGUCAUUGCUCUUAGAGCCUUUUAUCAUUUAUCACGACUUCGAGUCAAUCAAAUUCUUUCGAAAAGCCCGAUCUUUCUCCCUCCCCUCCAGAACCCUCUACAUUCUUCCGACGCUUCAAGUUCCUCUUUCAUGGCGUCCGAUCUCGAAGCCAAGGCUAAGGAAGCCUUUAUCGACGACCACUUCGAACUUUCCGUCGACCUUUACACUCAAGCCAUCGCUCUUAGUCCGAAGAAAUCCGAGCUUUAUGUUGACCGUGCUCAGGCCAACAUCAAACUCGGCCAUUACACUGAAGCUGUUGCUGAUGCUAACAAAGCAAUUGAACUUGACCCUUCAAAUUCAAAAGCAUACUUGCGCAAAGGCACUGCAUGUCUGAAACUUGAGGAGUAUCAAACAGCAAAGGUUGCUUUGGAGACAGGCUCUGCUUUGGCCUCAGGAGAUUCAAGAUUCACGAAUUUAAUAAAAGAAUGUGAAAAACUCAUUGCUGAGGAAAUGGGCGACCUUCCACAGGAAUCUGUGGAAAGUACUGUUCAGGAAACUGUUUUACCAAGUAAUGACGUUGUACCUGUGAGUAAUCAACUGCAUCAGGCGACAAUAGAAGUCAAACCGAAAUUCAGGCAUGAAUUUUAUCAGAAACCGGAAGAAGUAGUUGUGUCCAUAUUUGCUAAGGGAAUACCAGCUGAAAAUGUCGCUGUUGAAUUUGGUGAACAAAUUCUAAGUGUGACUAUUGAUCUUCCUGGCGAAGAUGCAUAUUGUUUCCAGCCUCGUUUAUUUGGGAAGAUAAUACGUGAGAAGUGCAAAUUUUUUGUUUUAUCAACAAAAAUUGAAAUUCGUCUUGCAAAGGCUGAGCAAAUACACUGGACGUCUCUUGAAUUCUGCAAGGAGAAUAGAAUUAUCCAGAGCAUUAAUGUCCCCUCUAGUGGAUCUCAAGCUCUCGCUUACCCCUCCUCUAAGCCAAGAAGAGAUUGGGAUAAGCUUGAAGCUCAAGUGAAAAAGGAGGAGAAAGACGAGAAACUAGAUGGGGAUGCAGCGUUGAACAAGUUUUUCCGAGACAUAUACAAGGAUGCUGAUGAGGAUACAAGAAGAGCCAUGCAAAAAUCAUUUGUGGAAUCGAACGGCACAGUCCUGUCAACGAACUGGAAGGAGGUGGGAUCAAAGAAGGUCGAAGGUAGCCCUCCCGAUGGUAUGGAGUUGAAGAAAUGGGAGAUCUGAUCUGAGUUUUUUCCUUUGGUUGGAUUUAGUAAGUUUGUGAAGGAGUUGAAAUUUUUGAUGGAGUUAUUUCUAUUUUGGCGUCAGUUUGUAGGCAGCCGAGUCAACGGUCUCCUUUUGUUUGUGCUUGAUUUUUCAACGAUUUCUGUAAAACCAGUUGUUUGCUUAUUCUUCUGUUCUGAACUCUGUGAUUAUUAUUUGUUCUCUUCCUCGAACCGAGUCUUGGGCGAUCGUUAGAGAAUUUUUAAUAUUAUGUGUUUAUAGCAAUGAAGGGUCAAUUGGAUUAACUAGAAAAA
Molecule: messenger RNA, 1511 nt
Organism: Benincasa hispida (wax gourd)
Lineage: Eukaryota; Viridiplantae; Streptophyta; Magnoliopsida; Cucurbitales; Cucurbitaceae
Product: protein SGT1 homolog
Molecular function (GO): protein-folding chaperone binding
Source: RefSeq, a predicted model, not a curated record